AUCGGGAAACGUAAUACAAACGGGUUGAAAAACAUUAAAAACGACAAAACCAAAAAACGUUUAAUGCUAUAAUAACGGGUUUUACGUUUCAAUUUCGGGGUGCCAGAAAGAAAAAUUUUGUGUGAAAUGUGAAUAUAUUUGGCAAUUGUAUGGAAAACACGUCACAUAAUACCAUCAACAACAAAAAAGAGUAACCUUGAAAGUCUUGAGGCCAAAAAGUCAAAGUUCAGUUAUUGCCUUGCGCAUGCGGUUCAAAGUGGUUACAACUGGCUUUAAAAUUAAAGAGAAAAAACAAAACCAAAUCCAAAAAAUCUGCAUGAAGUUUUAAUUGUCGCCUAGCAAGUGAGCAAAGGCAAAAGCAAAAGAGAUACUAACGUCACGGAAGCGAUUCAUUGGCCAGAAGCAACAGUUCAGACCAAUUAUGGAAUCAGUGCAGCAGAAUCACAAUCCUGCUUUCAUUGGUGAUGAUGGACGCAGCACAGCCAGCACUGUGGUUAUGUCGCCAAACCAUGGAUCCCGUUCACCUGCCACCGACGAUGCCGACCGUGAGGCUGGCAAAUUGUCUCCCGAACGAACUGAACGUGCCACAUGGGGCAAUGGUAUUGAGUUUCUAAUGUCCUGUAUAGCCAUGUCUGUGGGUCUGGGCAAUGUAUGGCGAUUCCCAUUCACAGCGCUCGAUAAUGGCGGUGGUGCUUUUUUAAUACCAUAUCUUGUUGUGCUGUUUGUCAUCGGUAAACCGAUUUACUAUCUGGAAAUGGUAAUUGGCCAGUUUUCCAGUCGUGGUUCGGUAAAAGUUUUCGAUUUGUGUCCGGCCAUGAAGGGUGUUGGAAUUGGUCAGGUCAUAUCGAUAUCUUUGGUUACCACCUACUAUGUGGCCAUAAUGGGUAUAACCUUACGUUAUUUGUAUGACUCGUUUCGUGCACCGUUGCCCUGGUCCGAAUGUCAACCGGACUGGCAGCCCUAUUGUGUUGCCUCCAGUUUGGGUAACACGUCCAAAUUGGUCAGCCCAAUGACUAUGGACCAGCAGCACCUAAGGGAGAUGGGGCAAAAUGAAAAGCAGCAGCAGCCUGUUUCAUCGGCCGAGUUGUAUUUCCUCAAGGAGGUUCUACAUGAAAAGGAUAAUAUUAACGAUGGCAUCGGCUUGCCCAAUUGGGAGUUGGUCAUUGGUCUGUUUGUGUCGUGGCUUUGCGUCUUUCUCAUCAUACGUCAGGGUGUUAAAAGCUCUGGAAAAGCCUCGUAUUUCCUGGCCCUGUUUCCCUAUGUCAUAAUGGGCGUACUUUUGGUACGUGCAGUUACCCUGCCUGGCUCUCUGGAUGGCAUUUACUAUUUCAUCAAGCCAAAUUGGAGUAAAAUCUUGGACCCAAAAGUCUGGUAUGCCGCUGUCACGCAAUGUUUCUACUCUCUGUCCGUUUGUUUUGGCAACAUCAUCAUGUACUCGUCGUUCAAUAAAUUUGGCCACAAUGUUCAUCGUGAUGCCACCAUUGUCACUGCCCUGGAUACGGCUACCUCAUUGUUGGCUGGCUUCACAAUAUUUGGCAUCUUGGGGCACUUGGCUCAUGAAAUUGGCACCGAUGAUAUUGGCAGUGUUGUCAAGGGCGGUGCCGGUUUGGCCUUCAUCUCAUAUCCCGAUGCCAUAGCCAAGUUCAAGAAUUUGCCGCAAAUAUUCUCAGUGCUGUUCUUUUUGAUGCUGUUUGUCUUGGGCAUUGGUUCGAAUAUUGCCAUGACAUCGUGCUCUGUGACAGCCAUCAGAGAUCGUUUUCCCAAUUUCAAACAAUGGCAAUGCGCCCUGUUUAUAGCUGUUAUCAGUUUUUGCAUUGGAUUAAUGUACAUAACUCCGGGCGGUCAGUAUAUGUUGACUUUGGUGGACUUCUUUGGUGCCUCCAUGAUUGCUCUGGUUCUGGGCAUAGCCGAGCUGUAUACCGUUGGCUGGAUCUAUGGCACAGAUCGUCUAUGCAAGGAUAUUGAAUUCAUGUUGAAUCGCAAAGUUGGUCUCUAUUGGCGUCUCUGCUGGGGUAUAUUCACUCCUCUCAUUAUGACCAUCAUUUUGAUAUACUUCUAUGCCACAUAUGAACCACUUACCUACAAUGACCAAAUCUUUCCCAGUUGGGCAAGUGGCAUUGGGUGGACUAUUACUGCUUUUGGUAUACUUCAGCUGCCCAUUUGGAUGGUUGUGGCCAUUAUACGAGAACCGGGUAAAACUUGGCUCGAUAAAAUACGUGGAGCUUUCACACCGAAAAAGCAUUGGGGUCCUACAGAUCCUUUACUUCUGGAGCAGUAUCAUAAAGAAAUCGAACAUGAACUAAAACCAAAACGUGGCAAAGGUUUUUGGCCAGCCAUUAAGCAAAAUAUCUUUGGCUAAAACAAAAAAAGGUUUGAAGUCAUUUCAACUUCAUGUGUAAAUAAUAGUUAUAUAGAUUAUAAGUUGGAGAGAUUUGCCAGAUUUUUAUUAAUUUAUCAUUAGUCUG
Drosophila willistoni is the source of this 2465-nucleotide messenger RNA. RefSeq names its product sodium-dependent nutrient amino acid transporter 1. Gene Ontology annotation, molecular function: L-amino acid transmembrane transporter activity. Gene Ontology annotation, cellular component: membrane. The record is from RefSeq and is a predicted model, not a curated record. The coding region runs from base 422 to 2359 and encodes 645 amino acids. The transcript is spliced from 7 exons. Gene Ontology annotation, biological process: sodium ion transmembrane transport. Lineage: Eukaryota; Metazoa; Arthropoda; Insecta; Diptera; Drosophilidae.